Messenger RNA from Colius striatus (speckled mousebird), 1275 nucleotides. RefSeq names its product eva-1 homolog B (gene EVA1B). Lineage: Eukaryota; Metazoa; Chordata; Aves; Coliiformes; Coliidae. Bases 170 to 640 code for a protein of 156 amino acids. The transcript has 3 exons. The record is from RefSeq and is a predicted model, not a curated record.
GCCCCAUUGGCUCCGGCGGGGAGCUCCGACCGCCCGCCGCCCAGACGUUUCCUGCCGCGGCCCGACCCGCCUCGCUCUGCGGCCCCAGCGCCGCGCUCCCGCCGCCCCGGCGAGCACCGGCCCCGAUGCUGAGCACGUGCCGUCCCCAGAGACCCUGAGCGUGAGCAGGAUGGAGAGCCGCAAGCGGGACAUGGAGCUGCUGAGCAACAGCAUGGCCGCGUACGCACACAUCCGAGCCAACCCCGAGAGCUUCGGGCUCUACUUCGUGCUGGGCGUCUGCUUCGGGCUGGUGCUGACCCUGUGCCUGCUGGUGCUGCGCCUCUCCUGCCGGUCCCCCCCGCGCCCCCCGGCCCGGCCCAGGGACCUCAGCGAGGACGAGGACGACGAGGACGAGGAAGACGAGGACACUGUGGAUCGCGCGGCAUCCGAGUCGCUGCUGCCCGUGACCGAGAUCCCUCUGGAGAGCCACGGCCCCGGGGACGGGACGCCGGCCGUCAACGUGUUUGCGUCGGCGGAGGAGCUGGAGCGGGCGCAGCGGCUGGAGGAGCGCGAGCGCAUCAUCCGCGAGAUCUGGCGCAACGGGCAGCCCGACAUCCUGGGCACCGGCACCGGCACCCUGGGCCGAGUCCACUACUACUGAGCCCCGGCACCGUGCCCCCGCCGGAGCUGCCAGGGAGCCCGUGUGGCGCCGGGGCUCUGCUCACUGCCCCUGCGCUGGAGCUGCCCCGGAGCGUCCGCACCGCUGCCGUGGGCGUCCCCGGGGCCAGACUCUUCCCCCACUGCUGUGGGACAUGAUGCACUUUGAGCCGUUGGUACGACUGCUGGCACCAGCCAGGGCCCCAGGAGCCUGUUGGGACGUCCCAAGGACAGGGCAGAGCUCUGCCGGGCUCGGCCACGGGCACCGGCCCCGUUGGCUCAGCACCGACCCAUCCCAUCGCCGUGGGGCACGGUCAGGCUGUACAUCCCUGUGGGCUGUGGCAUCCUGCCCCUGAAACAUGGUGCUGUGACACAUUCCCUGCCUGGAGCCCAGCGUGGUGGCUGCUGGGGGGGUCCCAGCUGCCCGUUCCCUCCCCUCAGCCCCACUAAAACCCGCCGUGUCCCUCCCGGCCUCGACCCUUCACCCUCCCGGCGGAUGUUUCCCGCGGGGCUCUGGGUGCUCCCACGGGGCUGGGCCGCAUCCUGCCCACGCUCCCAGCACCGGCCCAGCCCCAUGGGGCCCCGCUGCCCCUUCCCCAGCCCCCUCCCCGACAGCUUUAUAAAAAUAGCUCCUUCCCA